AUUUUGAUCAGCAGUACGAAAUAGACUGUGAUGGUGGUACUUACGUAGUUCGUCGUGGUUUACUAAAAAUUAUACAUUUGUUUUAUUAAUUUUUUUUAUUUUAUCUUGUGAGUGUCAUUUAUUAUGCAUGCACAUUUUUACUCAUACAGUAUAAUAAUACGCAAAUUGGACAAAUAAAUUAAAGCACGUUCGCUGUUCAGUGUUCAGUUUACUUUUGGUCGCGGCGAGCCGAACGUCUUCGAUUUAAACCGUCCGAUAAAGUAAACAUUACAUCGGUUAAUUGACAGGCUCAGAACACGAUACGGGAAUUAUGGUGGUCUGCAGAUUUCAAUCAAAAAGUUGCAUUGUUCUAGUAGGAUUGGUGAUAUUGGUCGCUGUGGUGUCGUUCGUGUUCGUUUACACUCAAAAUGCACCCAAUGGCGAAAUUCCAGACCCGGAAUCCGCGUUGCCACCGUCGACCAUGCCAAUGGGAUCGUACAGCAACGCCGGCGUCGUGUCCAACGGUGGACCGUGCGCACAGAUCGGAGUGGAUGUGAUGCGUAACGGAGGAAAUGCCGUGGAUGCUGCUAUAGCAACAAUGUUAUGUGACGGUGUUUAUUGUCCUGAGUACAUGGGUAUUGGUGGAGGGUUUUUAAUGAGCAUCUACAACGCAACAACCAAAAAAGUAAUGACAAUCAAUGCGCGGGAAAGUGCACCGGCUGCGGCUACUUCUGAAAUGUUUGUAAAAGAUCCCAAAAAAUCGAUGUUUGGUGGCUUGGCGGUUGCGAUUCCGGGGGAACUCAAAGGCUAUUCGACGAUUUAUCACUUGUACGGUGGCAAGGUUUCGUGGGAAUCAUUAUUUGAGCCAACUAUUAAGUUAUGCGAAAAUGGUAUAAAGAUUAGUGAACGUUUAGAGUUAAACAUGCGAAAUCACGAAGACUUGAUAAAGAAUGACCCAUUUCUCAGAGAAGCAUUAUUUGAUGAAAAAACUGGACAUGUGAAAACAGCUGGAGAAGAGUACAAGUUACCAAAGUUAGCAGAGACGUUGAAAAUCAUAGCAGUGGAAGGUUCCGAUGCCAUGUACAACGGGUCGUUAACAUAUCAACUAGUGGAAGAUUUAAAAAAAGUCAAUGGCAUUAUAACCGUAGAAGACUUAGCCAAUUAUGAGGUAGAAGUUGAAGAAUCUUUUGCCGUAAAUUUAAAAAGCGGACAUACAAUACAUGUGGGGCCACCACCUAGUUCUGGUGUAAUCUUAGCCUACAUACUCCGAAUAUUGGAUGGAAUAUUGCCAGCACCAAAUUCUGGAUUAGACGCACAUCGAUUGGUAGAGGCUUUCAAAUUCGGAUUCGGUGAAAGGACACAUUUAGGUGAUCAUAAUUUCGUAAACAUUUCCAACAUUUACGAAAAAAUAUCAUCAGAUAGCUAUAUAGAUAGUAUACAAAAAAGAAUAUCCGAUAAUUUUACUUCAUUGGACCCAAAGUAUUAUGGUGCUGACUUUGAUAUGCCAGAGAACCACGGGACUGCUAACAGUGUCGUAACCGAUUCAUGGGGGAACACUGUCGUGGGAACCAGCACUUUAAAUAUAUACUUCGGUUGUGGUUUCGUGUCUCCGAGCACUGGUAUUACGUUAAACAAUGAAAUGGACGAUUUUUCUACUCCCGGAGUCACUAACUAUUACGGAAUUCCAUCUUCACCCGCCAAUUUUAUUGAGCCAGGCAAACGACCAAUGUCGUCAAUGUGUCCAACUAUAAUCACCGACAAAAAAGGAGACUUUGUUCUUGGUGCAGGAGCAGCUGGUGGAUCGAAGAUCACGCUUGCUACUGCCUACGUGUCAGCCCUUAAACUAUGGUACAAUAUGACAUUGAAAGAAGUGAUAGACAAACCUAGGAUCUACCACCAACUCGUUCCUAUGGAAGUUCAAUAUGAAUACGGAACGAUAAAGUCUGUUGUACAAAAACUUAAAGAUAUUGGUCAUCCGGUAUCUAGGUUAAAGAAUACCAUAGGUUCAGCAGCGACAGCAAUUGCCAAAUCUCCCUCAGGAAUGAUCGAGACCAUGCCAGAUUUCAGACGACCAGGAAAUUCAUCCGGAUACUAACAGGAUAUUAUGUUAAUAAUAGAUUAUGUUUAAUAAAUUGUUGUUGUAUAACGUACCUUGUAAGUUCCUAAAGCAAUUAUAACCACGGCCACCGAUUAUACUACACCACUAAUGACGUGCGGUAAAUAAUAUGUAUUGAUGUGUAAUGUUACUAUUUAGGUGUGUUAUUACUUUAUAUAUAGGCAAUACAAGUAUAUAAUUGUUCGCAAGUUCUAAUUUUUCAUAUAAAAUGUAUAAUAUAUAGGUAGGGUAAUUAUUGUAAUGAAAAUAUGAGGUCUAUAAUAUGUCUAAUAAUUCCAAUAAUUUUAAACAAUAUUCUUUCUUAAAAUAAUAUUUUAAUUUUAAACAUAACUACUUUGUUUGUAAUGUUAGUAAUGAAUUACUAUUAUGUUAAGUUCUUGCCUCUUGGUAACACCAAAUGUUGUUUAGUAUAAGUUUACCGUUGGUAUAAUAAGACGUAAUAACUAGGUAUAAAGAUAAUUGUGUAAUGAUUAAUUGAAUUUGUUCUAAAUUGUGACCAAAACUCCUGUAUACAAUCGAGUUAAUAAUGUUAAUUAUUUGUAUUUUAUAAAAACUUGUGUGUUAAACCAAUA
This is a messenger RNA of Metopolophium dirhodum (rose-grain aphid), 2667 nucleotides long. RefSeq names its product scoloptoxin SSD14-like. Gene Ontology annotation, cellular component: plasma membrane. Gene Ontology annotation, molecular function: glutathione gamma-glutamate hydrolase. The transcript has 12 exons. Lineage: Eukaryota; Metazoa; Arthropoda; Insecta; Hemiptera; Aphididae. The record is from RefSeq and is a predicted model, not a curated record. Bases 311 to 2074 code for a protein of 587 amino acids. Gene Ontology annotation, biological process: glutathione catabolic process.